AGGGAGAGUGAAAGAAGGGAGAGAAAGUGAAGAGGGAGGACCGCUGAGCUCUGUAAGCAUGCGAGGAUCAACUGGAUGAUUCAGGGAGAGAAACAGAGCCGUGGAGGGUCGUCGGAAAACAUAACUGAAAAGUAAGGGAUUAUAAAGGCAUCACUUAACAGACUGGAGGAAGGACGAGUCAGGUGGAUCAAAGGAGAGGAUAUUGAGAAAAGUGAUCCUCAUUGAUGGAAAAGUUGCCUGCUCUGAAGCUGUGGACAUACAUCAUGGUCCAUUUGGCUUUGGCUGAACCUCAGAAAAGACUGUUAAUGGGGAGAUACUGAGAGUUUACAUCAUCGUCGGACGUCAAGCAUCCAUCUUCAGAGUUUGUACUUAACCUUUCUGUCACACUGUGGCUGAUGUCAUCGCUCUCCUCAUAUGUUCUCAGCCCCUCAGCGGGCUGAGAAAGUCUGCUGAGGAGUAUGGGCAGGAGAGUGGCUGACCCAACGAAUCCAGUGCCUGCUCUCGGGGUUCCCUUGGCUGGAGGGAGAUGGGGCCCGCUGUGCAGUGUUGGUGUGCAGACAUCACCGGGUCUGCAGAUUUUCCACUCUCUCAAGAAACAAGGCAUCCAGACGACGCCCAAAAAACAACCGCUCGCCGUGGAGGCUCCAAAGAAAGUGGACACAGGGAAGUUUGUCGGAAGUGACAGCAGCAGUCUGCCACUCUCCAAAGAGACAUCACAGAACGAAGUAAACAGCGUGACACAGGACGACAUGGGUUCUCAAGGAUCGGGCAGCGGAAUUUACUGCCAGAUUAGGGCAGUACGGACAAAUCCAAAAGACACCAAAGGGAAAAGGACAGCCAAGUACACAAAUGGCAGCGUUGUGGCAUCAGAUGCGCUGGGAGGAGUUUGCAGUGAGGCCACAGAGGGACUCGAGCCAGCCCAAGAGAGGAGGAGGGUGCAGUCCUUACGAGGAGAGGGUCAACGCUCUGCAUUAAAGACGGGGAGUGUUUGCACGACAGUGCAUGCUACGCCGCCUCGACCCUGCCGAAUGAUGCCAAACUCCCAGGCCCCCCUCUGUGCGACAUGUGGUCGGAGACGAUCACAGAUUACACCGUGCACCGGAGCUUGCCGCAGGAGGGUCAACCCUCAAAUCAGCGCCAGUCAGACUUUACCAAAUGCUGCAAGCAGGCACGGCGUUGGUGCCAACCAAUCGAAAAAAGAAUUUUCUUUGGAUUCACAGCCUGCUACCAAAAACCAGGAGGUAGCAAAGAAGCCCACACGCACAUCAGGAAAGGCGUCUCAAAUACCACAGUUGUCGCACACAAUACCAAAAACGCAAAGCUCACAUUCGGCACACGUGCCGCACACGCGGCUCGAUAGAAAAGACUCCACGCUACAGAACAGACCCCACUCCGCAGACUUCACCCACUUUAAGGACUCGGCCACACAGACAACAGAUACACAAGCUAGCAACACACAUGACAUCACAACCAGCGCACAGGUGACGCACACCUGCGCAACAUCAAACGAAAAGCAAGACAUUCAAACAGAAGACAAAAAACAAACCCAGAACACAAACUGUAAUCCACUUGAAAAGACCCUUGAAACUGAAUGUAACAAAACGCCACCAGUACCACCAAAGAACUCCACAAAGCCAAACUCUUCCAAAUCAGACACACCGGUGGCUCUAAACAAAAACACUCAGAAUAACAAUCAGCCUUGUAAGACUCAUAUGACAGCUCAGUGUAACGGCGCCCCAGCUGGACUGCUGGCUGGUAAAACGGUCCAAGCACCCCGUGGGCUGGAGAUGCAGCUACAGACUGUGGAGGAGAGUCUUCUGUCCAACCAGGAGAAGAUCAAGGUGUUACUCAAUGUCAUUCAAGACCUGGAGAAGAGCAAAGCCCUCAGUGAGGGACGAAGCUCGUACAGAACUGGACAGGACAUAAACAACUGCUCCACCUGCCAAAAGACAGCUUGUAUCAUCUACAGUGUAGAACAUGAUUUUCGGACGCAGGAGGGACGAUUCCAAGGUGUUAUGGACUACUUGGAGGGAGAUUAUGAUGUUCCCGCACAGACUCCCACCAAGUCUGCAUCAGCAACGACCCAGAUCAACCGCCUCAGCACCAAGAACCGGGUGAAAAAGCUGCGGAAGAAAUGCUUCUGGUGGCUCUAAUGGAUUACAGACAAUCACGUAGUGUUGAAAAGACCUGUGGAAUCCAGUUUAACGGAACCCCUUUGUUGGUGCAGUGGCUUAACAUCUUGUCAAGUGGGAACCUGCUUUCACCGACAGUGAAAAAUGAAGAGGAGCUAAACAGAAUUUGUUUUUGUUUUUUUCCAGAAUGGUAAGAGGACUAACUUCAUGAACUAUAGUGAGUUACUUUACUUCCAAAACAACUGAAACGGGAAGCCCUGCCAUGUGCUUGAUGGAAGCUAUGAUUGACACCGAGGGGGGCUGUCUAGACGGACUGACAGCUGGGUGAUGGGUUUUAUUUAAGAAUGGAUUGGAGGCUGCUGGCAGGAGGGGAAAUUAAAGCAAUAAGUGAAGGAAUAGAAUGCGUCGUAAAUCUAAGUUGUGCUUUUUUUUUUUUUCAACAUGUAUAAAGUUUUUAAGGAGCAGUUUCAAUGUAGCUUUGACAGGACUACAACGAAGGCCGAAAAUAUACAGUAUGGAAGCUCAGGAAAAAGGAGACAUUGUGUUUGUGACUAGCAGAUGAUCGAUGACCCUGUCAGAGUGGCCUCAGAGAAGACGUUUUUGAUCACAUUUUAGCCAAAAUCCUUAACAUCGUUUGACAUGAUUAAAACCAUCUUUAAGUGACUCAGACAUGUAACAAUAGACAUAUUAGAAAUGCAUAUAGAAUAUGCAAAACUAACAAUGAACCGGCUGAAAACAAAAAAGUUAUCAAGAUAGUCAGAGUCACAUUCAGUGAAGACACUGUGAUUUAAAAGAGUUUUGGAUCCAUCAGCUGAGAUGGCUGAAGUAUAGGACGUUUUGAGAAACUUGAACUCAGAAUAUAAAAAAAAAAGGCACAUAUGUUUGGACAUUGAAAACCCAUCCGGACUACAAUAGUGCAGUACCCUGGAACGUAAACUAAAAUGAUGAACACAAUACAAUACACAUUCCAAAAUAGAAUCCCCUUGAUGCUUAAAAUGUAAGUGUUUAACAAGUCUGUUUGACUACAAGAUCAAAAAAUGUGAGGUUUGAUACAGAUUUCUGAAGCCUACUUAACCUAAAAUAAUUAAAAAUAUCUAACCUGAAUUCAAUUCAUUCCACUAGCUCUUAGUGUGAGUAGCAUCUUUGAUACACUUCUGGAUGUUUUUAUUUGAUGUCAAUAUGAACUUCGAUGGGAAAUCUAUGAAAAACAACCCAGUAAAGCAUGAGACCCAAUUUUGUAAGUCAAUUCUAAUAAAUACUUUGUCUUCCCUUAGUGUGGCCCACUACAGAGAGCACAAAAUAAACACGUACUAGAGACAGAAUAACAGUCAUUAAAUAUGAAUCUCUUCAACAGCAGUGACAGAAUAUCAGUGUUUAGAGGAUAAAACAGAAGCGUCUGACGAUAAAUAUAAAAUUUACAUGACGGCCAUUGAAGUAAUUCAGAGCGUUAACGGCAGGCUUUACAGCUGCAUAUGGCAAAAUGUUGAUCGAAUUCAUGGACGACAGGCUGCUUUUUAAUCAAUGUUUCCAUAACUGUAACUGAACCUGUGUGCGCUCCCACAAGUGUGUUCCAGACCUUCCUCUCAUACAAACAAUAAAUGUGUCUAUUUUAACAAAACACGCUGUUGUUAAGGUGCUUGGUGUCGAGAGUGCUUAUUGUUUGAUAAUCAGCAGAAGAGAUACUUACAAUCAGAGCAUGCUCUCGGCCCAUUGUGAUGACGGUCUGGUUGAUGAUUCUCAGCAGAGACACCACAAUGUCCUGGAUAUGUUGAAAUGUCUCACCCUGGCAGCAGAUACAACAUAGAAAAUGGGAUUAGCUGCAGUGCUUCACAAUCUGGGGGCAGAAAGUGUAAGGAUUUUCUUGAACUAAAAACAACUCAAUAGGAACUUGAAGAGCACUUAGAGAGUGUAAACCUCCGCCAAGCAGCUUCAGUCCAUCCCCAACACAAUCUCCCAAUGACAAAGUAUCCUUCUUUGGACAUACGAGCGAAAACGGCGCA
Molecule: messenger RNA, 4132 nt
Organism: Synchiropus splendidus (mandarinfish)
Lineage: Eukaryota; Metazoa; Chordata; Actinopteri; Syngnathiformes; Callionymidae
Gene: insyn2b
Product: protein INSYN2B
Exons: 4
Coding region: 459-2153 (564 amino acids)
Biological process (GO): inhibitory postsynaptic potential
Cellular component (GO): postsynaptic density
Source: RefSeq, a predicted model, not a curated record